AACCGCGGACCAGAAACCGUGAGGGCAGGACGGUAGUGAGACGCCGGCGGGGGCGGGGGGGAGUUCUGAGGAAUUCGCGAGGCUGGCAGGUCCUUUCCUACUGCAGGCCCAUGGCUGAAGUGCACGUCAUUGGUCAGAUCGUGGGAGCCAGCGGAUUUCCUAGCAGCAGCCUUUUUUGCAAAUGGGGGAUUCACACAGGUGGUGCCUGGAAGUUGCUGUCGGGAUUCCGGGAAGGGCAAACCCAAGUCGACCACCCCCAGCUGAAUGAUGUGGCUUAUUGGUCCCACCCCAUUGACGUCCACUUUGCCACCAAAGGCUUGCAGGGCUGGCCCAAGCUGCACGUCCAGGUGUGGCACCAGGACUCCUUUGGGCGCACGGAGCUGUACGGGUACGGCUUCUGCCACGUGCCUUCCACCCCUGGCUCCCACCAGCUGGACUGUGUCACCUGGCGCCCCCUGGGCUCGUGGCAGGAGCAGCUCUCCCAGCUCUUUGUGGGAGGGGGCCCCCAGCUGCUCAACACCGACCUGAUCUACACGGGGGCCGACCGCUACCGCCUGCAGACCUGCGCCAUGGGCACCGUCCACCUCCAACUGGCCGUCAUCCUCCGGAACUUCGACCGCUACGGCGUCGAGUGCUGAGGUCCUCCUCACCACGGCAACUUGCCGCCGUUAACGGCUCCUUCCCCUCGUCCCAAAGACAGGGACCCUCGCCGCUUGGGAAGGGAAGACUUCUGCAGGGGAAGAUCUGCUUCAGGGUGGGUCAGUUGGCAGCGGCAUGGGCUGAUGUGGGGCAGUGCCCUCUCCCUGCUUGAGAGAAGGGCAGCUCCAUUCCACCAGCAGCCAAAGUGUCGAACCUACGAGCCAAACGUCCCGAGUUUGGCAUCUCCAGUUGGGGGAGAGGAAAGAGGAUGGAACGGUUGGCACUUAGCCCGGGUGGAUCAGGCGGCAGAUCUCACGGAUCCUCGUCUAAGCGGAGCACCUCGCAAGCAAGAUGCGUUGCGACCCCUUUUUUGGGGGUGCUGUAAAAUUUCUUUCCCGGUAGGAUUCUUUUGUAUGGAGGAGUUUGCCCAUAUCGCAGACAGGACCUCUGUUCCCACUGCUCCUGAAUCGCUGGCAAUGUACAACAUCUCUCACCCUACCUCUGUUUAUUUCUAUAAAGGCUAUUCUUUUCCCCGUUUGCAUUAAAUGGUUUUCUUUUUUUUCA
This is a messenger RNA of Lacerta agilis (Sand lizard), 1203 nucleotides long. It is a transcript of the gene B9D2, whose product is annotated as B9 domain containing 2. The record is from RefSeq and is a predicted model, not a curated record. The transcript has 4 exons. Gene Ontology annotation, cellular component: MKS complex. The coding region runs from base 111 to 638 and encodes 175 amino acids. Gene Ontology annotation, biological process: cilium assembly. NCBI's taxonomy places the organism in Eukaryota, Metazoa, Chordata, Lepidosauria, Squamata, Lacertidae.